GUUGAGAAUUUGCUGCAGCACAAGCCCGAGGGAGAUUCCAUAUUCGAGACAUGCCACAGGCUGCUGCAGACAGUGCUAAACCAAACCCAUCCCAAUGGCCAUCCGGCGUGUUAAAGGGAUUCGAGGAGCCGAAGAUGCAUGGAAGAAGAGUUCAUGGCCCUCUGCCAGGAUUCGCAAGUGAAGCUCAAGCAGCUCUUCAAGUGGGAUGAGUUUGACUCAAUAAUCGAGGAGCUCGAUAACUGGAUGAAGAAUGUCGAAGCUGUGGUAAAGAAUCAAAGCCUAAAGAGCACUGCCGAAGCUAAGAACGCCCAUCUGAAGCAGCUACAAGAUAGUGCCAAGGACAUUGAACGUCGUGGCGUAGCCAUAAAUCAACUCAUGGAUCAGGGACGGGAAAUCGAAGGAGAAACCGAUCUGAAUUUGAAACUUUCCCGUCUAAAUACACGCUAUCAGACACUGAAGAAUCUGUGCAAGGAAUCGAUUGCCAAGUACAUCAACUACGUCAAGGAUCACGACAGCUUUGACGCCGACUACGAUCAAUUUAAGCAGGACUUGCAAAACUGCGCCAACGAGCUGGCGAAGACAAAUGAAAUUGUUGGCGAUCAGAGCGUACUGCAAGAGCAGCAAAACAAAUUGCGUGAGAUGUCGGACAAGCGCAUUGUAGACUCCACUGUCUUCGAGAGUCUGAUUGAUCGCGGCGAGAAGCUCUACGGCCACACAAGUCCAGAGGGUCGUGAGAUAAUACGUCAACAGCUGCGCUCCCUGCGCACCCUGUGGGACAACUAUACGGACGAUCUGAACUCGGCUACGCAUAAGAUCGAUCAGUGUCUGCUGCAAUUCAAUGAGUUUACCAUAGCUCAAGAUCAGCUGACCAAGUGGCUCAAGGAUGUGGACAAGGCCAUGCAGAGCCACACGGAACCGAAAACCACGCUCCAAGAGAAACGCGCUCAGUUGCAGAACCACAAGCUGUUGCAUCAGGAGAUCACCACGCAUAAUGUGCUCGUGGAUAACGUCUGUGACAAGGCGCAAAUCCUAGUCGAUCAAAUCAAGGACAACUCGUUGAACAUUUAUCUGCAGUCAAUCAAGCAACUCUUCCAGAAUAUUGUGCAAAAGUCCGACGAAAUACUGCAGAAUCUGGAGAGCUGCGUGCAGAAGCACAGCGAGCUAAAUAAUGCCUUGAGUUCGGCCAAGACUUGGAUCUCGAAUGAGAAGGCCAAACUGCUCGAGUGCGACGAUUCCUACGGUGAAAAGGCCGAUAUAAAGCGUAAGAUUGAAACGCUGGGACAAUUGGCAAACAAAGCGCAGGCCGUGAAUCUAGUAAGCGAAAUUCGUGCACAGUUCGAGACGGUUAAGCCCCGCUACCUCGGAGAAGGGUUUGAAGUGCUCGAGAAGGAAAUCGAUGAGCUGGAGACAACAAUGAAAAGUCACUUUGAUGACAUCGAAGGCAUCGAAGGCAAGCAAAGGAGUACUCUCGGUGGGGAUAAAUUUGAGCGUAAUCUGGAAGAGCUCACUAAAUGGUGUCGCAAUGCGGAGGCUGUCUUCCGUGAGCAACAGCUGAAGUCAACGCUGCAUGAGAAGGUCGAGCAAAUGGACAAAUAUAAAAUACAGCGAGAGCUCAUACUGCAAAAGGAGAAGGAAAUCGAUGCCUUUGGCGAUACGGCGCACGCUUUGCUCAACAACUGCGGUGCAGAUCGCCUCAAGACGUUGACAACACAAAUCACAAAUCGUUAUCAACUGCUGCAGGUGUUGAGCAAAGAGGUGGUCAAUCGUUGGUCCAAUCUGGUUGACGAACAUCAGUUCUACCAGGACAAAUACACCGAGGUGGACCUGUGGCUGAAGCCGAUCGACGAGCUGGAAAAAGCACUCAAGGACGAACCCACACAGAGCUCGAAUAUACUGCCCGUUUUGCUUUCCGAGAGGGAGCAGGCCGAGAGCUUAUUUGGAGCAUUGAAUGCUGCUGGCGAAAAGGCUCUGCCAGAGACAUCCACCCAGGGCAGAGAGAAGAUUCGCAAGGACUUGCGUGACAUACGCGAUCGUUGGGAUAAACUCGACGAAGGCAUUCGUAAUUUGGAGAAGCGUCAAGAGGCACAGUCCGUACAGCUAUCCAGCUAUCAAGAUAUACUAAGUCAAACGCUCAACUGGCUGGAUCAAGUGGAAAAGUUACUGCACAAUGAAAGCCCUGCCACCUGGACCAGUGCACAGGAAAUUCGUUCCAAACUCUACAAAUACAAGGCGACAAAUCAGGACAUCAAUUCGCACAAGCGCAUUGUGGAGGCUGUCAAUGAGAAGGCAGCAGCGCUACUGAGCAGCGCCGCCCCAGCCAAUGCUGAUGAGAUCGCCAAGUCUGUGACUGACAUUAAUAAGCGGUAUGAACAGGUUGGACAGGAUUGUGCGAAGCUAGUUGCCGAUCUCGAUGCCGCAUUCGAGGUGUAUCAGCAGUUCAGUGAGCUGCAGAAGGCACAGCAGGAUUAUCAGAAGAACCUAUGGGAUCGGUUGACCGGCUACUCUGACUAUUCGGGCAACAAGGCCGCGCUGCAGGCACGUCUACAGAAGAUCAAUGAAGUCCAGGAUGCACUGCCCGAGGGCGUUGCCAAGCUGAAAGCACUGGAGGAACACAUUGAGCAGCAUGCUGGCGGCAUACCAGCCCGUUCAAAGGAGGCAAUGACCCGUGACUUGGCCAAUUUGCAUGCCGAUUUCGAAAAGUUCGGUGGUUCGCUGAGCGAUGUGAAGAGCGGACUGGAGAAUCGUUUGCAGCAAUGGAAUGACUAUGAAGUCGAUUUGGAUCGCUUGAUUAAUUGGCUGGGCGAAGCUGAGAAUACGCUCAAGAACUACAAUCUGAAGAAUUCGUUUGAGGAAAAGGAAGAGCAGCUGAAUCGCUUCCAGUCAAUGACUCAGACUCUGCGCCAGAACGAAGCGGACUUCGAGAAAAUGAAGGACGACACCUCCGAGUUGGUGCAGAGCUCGGGCGAAACUCGAAUUGCUGUCAACGUGCAACAAGUGUCAUCACGUUUCCAGUCCAUACAAGCAACUGCCAAGGAAAUACUCAAGAAAUGCGAGCAAGCUGUUCAGGAUCAUGGCCAUUUCAACGAGAAGUACAAGCAAUGCGCCGAUUUGUUGGCCAACGCCCAGGCGCGCUACGAUGACUGCAGCGACCUGUCGACGGUGGCAUCGCGCGAUGAUCUGCUAAAGAAACAGCUGAUCAUACAGGAAUUGCUGGCACAACAGCCAACGGCCACUCAGCUGCUGAAUAGCACCGUCGAGCUGGGUGAGAAGUGUUAUAGCUCAACGGCUACGGAGGGACGUGAGGCCAUACGCAGCCAACUGAACGAUCUGACCUUUGAUCAGCUGUUUGACAAUAUUGCCAGCUCUGCUCGUAAGAUACAGGAUAAGAUUGCCAAGUGGUCUGGCUUCGAUGAGACUGCUGACAAUCUCAAGAGCUGGCUAGACAGCGUGGAGCAUGAAUUGCCAGCGGAUAUUGAGCUGAAGACCACGCUGGAUGAGAAGCGCAAUAAGCUGCAGGCCUAUCGCGAUGUGCUCAAUGAUAUAUCAAAUCAUCAGGUGGAAGUUGGCAAUCUGCAGGAGAUUGCAGCCAAUUUGCCAGAAAAAACUGAGCAUGUGGAUCAGAUCCUUAAGGAUAUCACAGAUCGUUUUGGUAAACUGCAAAAGCGCGCCCAAGGCUAUGUGGAGCGGUACGAGGGCAUUGUUAGUGCUCAUCAGCAAUACUCGAAGGCUGUCAUGGAUGCGCAGGAGUUCAUUGAUGCCACGCUGAAUACUGUGCACUACUGGGGCGAUCUUGAUUUGGAGCAAACCUCUCUGCAUACCAAUCUAGAUCGUCUGAAGAACUUGAAGGCCAGCCUGGCCGACGAGUUUCCACGCGUGGAUCAAGUGCGUGCACUGGGCGAGAAGGUGAUACCCGGCACCGUUGAUGUGGGUCAAGUGAAUAUCAAGUCCCAGAUCGAUACAACACAACAGGAAUGGGAAGGUCUACUGGCAGCCAUCAGUUCAACCAUCGAAGCCAUCGAAGCACGCCUGCAGCAGUGGUCCGAAUAUGAGCAACUGCGCGAUCAGUGCUUGGCCUGGAUACGUGACACCGACAAUGAAUUGCAUGCCAUUUUUCUUAAGGAGGAUCUGCCCAAGAAGCGUGCCCAAUUGGAUACGUUGAAGGCACUGCAAGGUGAUGUGCGCGCCAAGGAAUUGGAAGUUGAUAAUGUUACGGAGAAAGCGCAAACAUUGCUGAAGGGACCCAGCACAACGCGUUCGUCUGGCCCCGAAUUGGUAACCAAAUAUCAGCAAAUCUUCCACAAGGUCAAGGACUUGAAUAAUCGCUGGCAGCAGUACGUUAGCUCGCACGAGGACUUCGAUAACGCCAUCAGCGAGUGUGCAUCCUGGAUAAAUGGCAUUAAGGAGAAAUUGGACUACUGCUCGGACAUGUCAUCGAUGAGCCAAAAGGAACUGGAUAAGAAAUUGGCCACCAUACAGGAUGUGAUUCUGCUCAAGGACGAGGGCUCUGCGCGCGUGCUUAAGAUCUUAGAGCAGGCUCAACACGUGCUGGCAAACACAGCGCCCAAUGGCCACGAAGCCAUUAACAAGGAGCUCUCCGAGUUGCAAGAUCUUUGGUCCGGCAUUGCUCUGCGUAUUAUGGAUGUCAAGGCGAAUCUGGAUGAUUCCAUAACGCAAUGGUCUGGUUUCCUGGAUCAAGUGCAAAACGUGCGCAAGUUCAAUGAAUGGCUGGAUGCCUUGCUAAAGGAAUUGGGUGAGCAUCAGACGACAAUGACUGAGAAACGUGCACAGCUGGAUCGCGUCAAGUCCACGGAGGAGAAAGUGCGCGUGGAGAAAAUCGAUGUGGAUUCGCUGAAGAUUCAGGCUAAGGAAAUGAUUGCCAGCGGCCAACAGAGUCAAGCGGCGUUCCAGGCACAGAAAGUGCUCGACACGUUCGAUGAACUGUUUGCCAAGACACAGAAAUUGCUGUCGGAUCGUCAGGAUCAGUACAGAGAUCAUCGUCUAUUCAAGGAAGCCUACGACGAUCUAGUCAGCUGGAUAAGUCGCGCUCGUGAGAAAUUCCCAGCACUGAAGCAGAGUAGCCUCAGCGAUAAGCUGGCCAUUGAGAAUGCCGUGCAAGCCACCGAAGCUCUGCUCAACAAACAGGCGCAGGGCGAACUUCUGGUUGAGCAUUUGGUGCACACUGGCGAGGUGGUGCUGGCAAGUACAUCGACGCAGGGCCAAGAGAUCAUACGCAAUGAUAUACGCGCACUACGUGAUAGCUUCGAAAGUUUGUUCCGCGAGAUCAAUCAGCAGAAGGAGAACUUGGAAGUUACCAUGGUGCAAUGGCGCGCAUAUAAAGAGGAGUAUGAACGUCUCAUGGAGUGGCUACAACAGAUUGAUAUACUUGUCAAGAACCAUAAGCUAAACCUGUGUCCCAAUCUGCCCGACAAGGAGAAACAGGUGGCCGAUAUGCGUGAGGUAAUGUCUCGCCUGGAAAAGGGCAAGGACGACAUUGAUAAAUUUAAUGCCUCCGCUGCGGGUCUACUCAAAUCGCAUCUGGAUAGCUAUGUGAACAAUCAGCUCAGACACUUGGGCUCCAUGUAUCAGGUACAGGUUAACCUGGCCAAGGAUGUGCUGAAGAAGGUCGAAACCAAUCGCGAUCAGCAUCGCGAAUACGAUGCCAACAUGAAGUCGGCCAGGGAUUGGAUUUCGAAUGCCAAGCAAACGAUUCAAUCGGCUGGCGAUGGCGCUGGCUCCAAGGAGGCGCUGCAACGUCGCCUCGAGCAAAUACAGGACUUAAUACGCAAUCGCGAAUUUGGUCAGAAUCUGGUGCACACAGCCAUCAAUAAUGGUGAGAAGAUCAUACGGAAUACGCGCUCGGAUGGACGCGAUGCCAUUAACAGUGAAAUGAAGGAGUUGCAAACCGAUUGGGAUCGAUUGGUCAAGAAAAUGUCCACAGCCAAGGUGCAGCUGGAGACAAAUCUCUUGCAAUGGGCUGACUACAGCUCCAGCUAUACGCAGUUGCAGCAAUGGAUUACCGACAGAGAGGCCAAGCUGCAACAGGCGUGCGAGCAGAAGAUCAUCAAAUCCCAGCGUGGACAACCCGGUCUCAGCAGUGGCCUGAGCGAACGCAAGGCUAAUUUGCGCCAAACGAACAACAUUGUCCAGGACAUUGUCUCAUUUGAGCCCAUGAUACAAUCGGUGACCUCGAAGGCCUCCGACUUGCAGCAGGGUGCACCGGCUACGGAAAUUUCCGAUAAGUACGAAAAUCUGACCAAGCAGGCCAAGGAUCUGUAUGCCAAACAGAAGAACACCAUCGAUAGCUACCAGGCGCUGAUCGAUGCUGGCAACGACUUUGCCACCUGGCUGCGAAAUGCCAAGGAGAGACUGAGCAAGUGCUCUGAGCCAACGGGCGAUAAGCAAGCGUUGGCUGAGAAGACGCAUCAGCUCAAGAUACUGCAAGGUGAAGUUCCCGAGGGCUCAGCGAAGCUACAAAAUGCUUUGGCCCAGGGCGAGAUCGCUUGUCGCACAGCAGAGCCCGAGGAUUGCGCGAUCAUUGAACAGGAAGUCGCUCUCCUACAGGAGGAGUUCGAUGUCUAUGUGGACGCGCUCGACAAGGCCAAGGUUUACCUGGAGGUCGGCAUCGUCAAGUGGUCUGACUACCAAGAUCAGUACACCGAGGCGCUCGAAUGGUUGACCCAGACUGAGGCGCAGGUGCAGUCCUACAACAAGCUGCAGGACAGCCUGACCCAAAAGAAGGUGGUGCUGGAGCAGUUCCAAGGACUACUGCAAACCCUGUUCGAUUGGCAAAAGACACUGGACAAUUUGAACAUGAAGGCCCAAGUUCUGCUCGAGACCUGCUCCGAUACACGCAUCAGCAAUGGCAUUAUGCAGUUGACCACCAAAUACAACGCGCUGCUCACAUUGGCCAAGGAGGUAAUGCGACGCCUGGAGCUGCACUACCAGGAACAUCAGCAGCAUCACACACUGUACGAGGAAUGCCAGUCGUGGAUCGAAAACACACGCGAAAAGCUGGCUGAGUGCGAACAAAUACCCGGCACGCUGAACGAGGUGCAAAUCAAAUUGAAUACGGUUAAGAACUUGCGACAGGGCUUCGAAACGGGACAGAACAAGCUGCGCUAUUUGCUGGAGCUGAAGGAGAAGGUUAUUAUGAAUACCGAACAGAAUGGCGCUGCCAAGAUUCAAGAGGAUACCGAAUCACUCAAGCAGGACUUCGAUAAGCUGCUUGUCGAUCUGAACGAUGUGCGCCAGAAAUUGGCGAAUCGCUUGUCCCAGCUGGAGGAGAUCUUCAAGCUGUACAAGAUACUGCUUGAGUGGCUGGAGGACAUUGAGCCCAGUGUCAAAGCCAGCGACGAGUAUCUGAAUGACUUGAGCGAAAAGCGCGCUGCUCUGGAGAAAUUCCGUGUCACCCAGCGCGACAUCAACGGACACAACGAUAUUGUGGAGAAGAUCAAUGUGCGUCUGCGCGAGGACAAUAGCUUGGACAAGAACGAUUUCGCAGCGGGUCUGAGCAAAUUCGAUGCGCUGCAAGCGCAAGUCAACAAGAUCAUCGAGUCGCUGGAGAACCAGGUGAACAAUCACGACAAAUACAAGCAGGCCUACAAUGAGCUGCAAGAUUGGCUGCGUCGCACACGCAUCGAGGUGGAGCAGUGCGCCGAUUGCCAUGGCGAAAAGGAUCAGGUGGAGGAGCGCUUGAAUCGCCUGGGUGAUAUACAGGCAACCUCCAUGGAGGGCAAAUCGCUGCUCGAUGCUUGCGAAGAGCUCAGCCAGGCGGUCAUAGCCACCAGCGGCAGCGAGGGUCAAGACAAUGUGGCCCAGGAGAUCAAGCAUCUGAAUGGCGAAUGGGAAACACUUCAAGCUCUAUCGCGAGAUGCGCGCAGCGGCCUGGAGACCUGUCUGGCUGCUUGGGAGACAUUCCUGCAAAAGUUCAACAAAAUCAAUCUGUGGAUUGUUACGAUGAGCAAGCGCGUUGCCAAAUCACAGGAAGCCGAUAAUAAAACCACCGAAGAUUUGGUCAAUGCCAAGAAACUGCUGGAUGAGGUGCUGGCCGAACGUGAAAAUGUCGAGGAUCUGAAUGACAACUGUGAGCUGCUCAUGGAGCAAAGCGCCUGCACGCGCAUACGUGACCAGACCAUUGAGACGCAGGCCAAUUAUACCAAAUUGCUAACCGCGGCUCAGGGUCUGGUGGCCAAGGUCGAAAAGAAUCUGUCCGAUCACACCGAGUUCCUCAACUACAAGAACGAAAUGGAUGCCUGGAUUGAGAAGGCCCAGCAGGUGCUCAACGACUGCAGCCUCGAUGGUGAUGCCGCGAUCAUUGCGCAAAAGUUGGAGACUGUCAAUUCAUUGGCCUCGCAUUUGCCAGAGGGCCAACACUUGCUGGCCAUGGUGCAGGAUGCCUACUCGAAGGCCUCGAAUAUAACGCCCGGGGACAAGCAGGAGAAGCUGCGUGACCUGAUGACCAAGGUGCGUGAGGACUGGGAUGCUCUGGGCCUGGCUGUCAAGCAGAAGCUAAGUGACCUGAAGCAGGCCCAAAAUCGCUGGAAUGAUUUUGCAGCCAAUAAGGAGAGGCUCGACAAAUGGCUAAUCGAAACCGAGAAGACGCUGAAGAUAGCGCCCGAAACGAAGGGCGAGCUGAGCGAGAUGAAAACUCUGCUCGAGCGCUACAAGACGCUGGGCAAUGAGCUCAAGCAGAAGGGCAACGAUCUCGAGCAGCUGGUGUCGGAGGCACGUGAUCUGGGCACCGAGUUGGAUGCGGUCAAUCGUUUGCAGUCGCGUUGCGAUAAGCUGAAGAACGAUUGCGCCGGCUACAUUCGAGAUCUGGAACAGGAGAUGCUCGACUACAAUGGAUAUCAUCAGAGCCUGCAGGAUGUAGAGAAAUGGCUGCUGCAAAUCUCCUUCCAGCUGAUGGCGCACAAUUCGCUCUUCAUUUCGAAUCGCGAACAAACGCAAGAGCAGAUCAAACAGCACGAGGCGCUGCUGGGCGAGAUACAAAAGUAUCAGACCAAUUUGGAUGACCUGAACGCCAAGGGUCAGGCUCAAAUCAAACGCUAUGAGCCAACAACGCCAGCCAUACGUCCGACUGUCGAGUCCCAGCUGAAGAACAUACAGGACAGCUACAACUCGCUGCUGCAGACCUCGGUGCAAAUCAAGAAUCGUCUGCUCGAAUCGCUGGCCAAGUUCCAGGAGUACGAGGAUACGCUGGACAAUAUCAUGCGCAAUCUGGAGGCCUACGAGCCCAUCAUACAAACCGAACUGGACGAGCCAGCCACUAGCCUGGAACUGGCGCAGAACCAGCUCAAGUGCGCUCAGGAUAUGCAAAAUAAACUGAACAAUGAGAAAUCCAGGCUGGCAGCUGCCGUUCAGGCCUGCGAGGCAGCCACAGCAUCCAUCAGCCGGCCCAGCUCUCCCUUGGAGACAGCUAUGCAUGCCAUACCCGAACGUGAACUGAUGGUGCGCGCCAAGCUCGAAGAUCUGCUGGAUCAGCCGCCGCCAAAGACUCGGAGCUCAACCGACGAUGACAACGAUCUCGACGUUGAGCUCAGCGAUGUGAAUGAGGCGCUGUCGGAUCCCAUUGCUUACGAGCGUAUUCAAAACUAUUGUCGCAUAGUACGGCUGAAUAGCGCACACGUGAGCAAGCUGAAUGCACUCGUCGCUAAGGUGCAAUCCCACUUGGGUGGUCUGACUGCAUCCGUUAGCGAACUGGAGCAACAGCAGAAGCAGCGCGCCGAGCUGCAGGACUGGGUCAAGAGGCAGCAGAGCUCUGUCUCCGAUUGGCUAAUGCGUCCAUGCAAGCUGCGUCCAGAUGCCGCGCAACAGGAGCUGGUCUCGAUGAACGAUCUAUUGAACUCCAUUGGAGACAAGCGCUCACAGCUGAUGCUCGAGAUGACAGGAUCAUUAGGCGAUGAGGACACGGAUCUGGAUGAUAACAUUGACAAGCUCGAAUCGGAGCUGAUGGAUGCCAUUGCCAAGAAGCAGGCGGGCCAGAGUAUCAUCGACGGCUAUCGCCAGGGCAUGCAGGAUGUGCAGAACUGGUUCGAUACGUUGAUUAAGCGCAUGGAUGUGCUGGAUCGCGGUUCCGGUCUCAAUUGUGCCCAGAAAAUGGCCGCCAUCAAUGAGAUUAAGAACGAAUACGAGCUGCAGGGUCAUCCGAAGAUACAAGAGCUGAAGGGCAAGGCCGCGCAGGUGGCUGAGGUCAUUAGCAAUCUGGAUGGGCAGCAGGUGGAGGAGCAAAUGAAAUCGUUGGAUCGUCGUUUCGCCGAUCUGGGCAAGCGCAUCGAUCGCAAGGCACAGCUGCUCGAUGUCACCAAUAAGGGCGUGGAUGGGGCCAAGGGCGAAAUCGAUCAACUGCAGCAAUGGGUGAAGCAGCAAAUCGACGAGCUGCAGGCGCCAGCUGCUCUGGGCUUUUCGCCCAAGGAUGCGGAGGCGCGCCAGCAGAAGAUCAAGAGCCUGAUGAAGGAUGCCGAGGCAAAGCAAUCGCUGGCGGAUGUCCUCGAAAAGCGCAUAGCCAACAUGCAGCCCGAAUUGGAGUCUGCUGAGUAUGCCCAACUGGAGUCGGCCUUGCGUAAUCUGAAUAGCGAAAAUCGCAAUUUGGCUGGCGUUCUGAAGGCCGAGCUGGAUCGUGCGCUGGAGGCGAGCAAGGCGCGUAAGGCACUGGAGAAUGAUCUGGACAAGGCGCGUCAAUGGCUGAAGGCCAAAAUCUCUGAGGUGCGCAAGCUGCCCGUCUAUCAUCCACUGACCUCCGCUGAGAUUGAGAAGAAGAUACAGGAGAACAGGAAAUACGAUGAUGACGCCAAGCAAUUCAAUGACAGCGUCCUCAGUGAUGUCCAGCGUCAAGCUGCCAACAUCAUGAAGGACUGCGGCGAGCCAGACAAGGCCGCGCUGCAGCACAUUCUGGAUGAAAUUGCCGCCGACUAUCAGACGCUCAAGGAUGAGAGCGGCAAGCGCGGCAAGUCCUUGGACGAUCUACUGCAGGGACGCAAAGCCUUCGAGGAUUCAAUGAAAAAGAUGGGCGACUGGCUAAACGAAAUGGAAACAGCCACCGAAAGUGAACUGCGCACCACGAGCCUACCCGUGCUCGAGGAGCAGCUGGCCCACUACAAGAAGCUACUGCAGAAUGCCGACAACAUGGGCGGCGUCAUCAACGAUGUGUCCGAGCAGGGCAAGAGCAUAUUGCCGACGCUCAGCAAUGCGGACAAGCUAAAGCUGAACGACGACAUCAAGAACAUGAAGGAUCGUUAUGGUCGUAUCAAGCAGACAAUUGACGAUCGUGUCAAUACGUUGGGCGAUCACAUCAAGAAGUACAAGGAUGCCAAGAACCGGUUGGCCGAUUGCAGUCAGUUCCUGGCUACCAUACAGCAGCGCAUGCGAGAGCUCAAUCGACCGAUUGGCUCCAGGAUUGAGGAUGUGCAGGAUCUGCUGGGCGCCUACGAGGGCAUACUGAAGGAGCUCAAGGAUAGCAAGCACAAAAUGGGCGACAUGCAAAUGGACGACUUGCCCGAGCUGCAGAGCAUCCUGGCGCAGCAGGACGAUAUGAUUAAACUGAUUGAGGAUCAGUUGGCGCAUCUGCGUCAGCUGUUGAUGCUGCGCGAGCAGUUCAUAGCUCUAAUCAACGAGAUCAUUGCCUUCAUUAUGAAGUACACCGAUGUCAUCAUCGACAUCGAGAACUCACCGGACAGCCUCGAGGACAAGAUCAACAAAUACGACAAUGUCAUCGUCAAGAUACAGGAGUGCGAGGGACUGCUGGCCUCGGCCAACGACAAGGGUCAGAAGAUCGCCUCCGAGGGCAAUGCGGCCGAUAAGAACAGCAUCACAGAGCAGCUGCAAUCCCUGAAGAAUCAAUUGCAGAAUCUGCGCAAGGCUGUCGAAUCGCAGCGCCAGAAGCAUCAGCUGCAGCUCGAGUCCCACAAAAAGAUGGCCGCCGAGCUGAGCGAGAUACUCGACUGGCUGCACAAUAAUGAAGGCGUUGCCAAGUCGCGACCCCUGCUCGACCGUGAUCCCGAGUCGGUGGAACGUGAACUGCAGAAGCAUCAAGCACUCAGCAAGGACAUUGAAUCGCAAUUGCAGAAGUUCAAUAAAAUCAAUGACAGCGUCAAGACGGACGUGGGCAUGCCCAGCUCUCUGCUAGAGAUGCUCUCCGAGGGUCGUUCACUGGUCGCCUCGCUGCCGCAUGAGCUCGAGGAGCGCGAGAAGUAUUUGAAGAACAAUCGCGACUCGCGUCUGGAGUACAUGCAGCUGGUGGCCAAGUUCAAUGAUUGGGUGCACGAGGCCGAGCUGCGUUUGCAGAACAGCCAGCAUGGCAUCGACUACGAGCAUCUCGUGCACGAUCUCGAGGAGCACAAGAUCUUCUUUGGCAACGAGGCGCCCAUACGCAAUCUGGUGCACAAGCAAAUCCAGGAGGCAUCCGACAAGAUUUGGUCCUCGCUCAACAGCUACGAGCAAUCCGAGCUGUCGGCCGAGCUGACACAGUUCCAGACCAAGCUGGCCAAUACCUUGGCCAAUGCCAAGACCCAGCAAAGCGAACUGGAAAGAGAGGCGGAACGCUGGCGUGAAUACCAACAAUCCAUCGAUCGCGUCAAGGCCACCAUUGAGCGUACCAAAUUUAGCGAUGAGCCCGUCCAGAAUUUGGCCGGAUUGCACUUUAAUAUUCAGAAGCUGUCGCAUGCCAUUGGAAAUGUACAGAGCCAAAACAGCGACCUCUCGCUAGUGAAUCAGCAAGCGCAAUCUCUUAUACGGCAAGCGGACGCCCGCAAUCGCCAGUUGAUUGAGCAGCAGAACUCAGGGCUAAAUCGUGAUUGGCAGGACCUGGUGCAUAGCCUGGAGCAGAGAAAGGAUAAGCUGCAACAGUUGGCCGAGCAUUGGGAUAGCUUUGAGAACGGUCUGCACGGCUGGGAGAAGGCAUUAGGUCGCUUGGAGGAUAAGUUCCGCAAUGUCGACCCAACUGUAAGGUCGCGACGUCAUUUGGAAGAUACAAAGAAUGCCAUUCAGGAACUGCGUGAAGAAUCAAAUGAACUUAAAUCAUCACAUAAAGAAAUCGAAACGCUCUCAAAAUCCAUCCUCACAUUCCUUGGGGAAGUACACAAACCCUCGGCGGAGGCCAUACAGGCCAAAGUGGAUAAGUUAGUUGAACAGCAAGCAAAAUUGAACGAUACGCUACGCGAUAAGGACCAACAGGUUAGCAGGGAUCUCGAGGAGAUCGAGCAAGUGUUCCGCCGCAUCUCACAGCUGCAGGACAAAUUGAACGCACUACACGAACAGCUUCAGUCCGUGCACGUCUACGACGAGCAUAUCGUCCAAACGGAACAGGCCCUCAUCAAACUCAAUAGCCAGGUGCAACAGGCCGGCGAGGAGAGUCGCGCGCUUGUCGCGCAAACCCAAGCGCUCUAUCAAAACAAACAGAAUCAAUUGCCCAGUGAUAUUGCCCAGGAGUUUACCGCACUUGAACUGCUAGCGGAACGCGUGCAGGUAACUAUGGAGACCAAAGAGAAGGAUUUCAAGCGCGCCAAGACCGUACGCACGGACUAUUUGGCCGGCGUCGAUGAGAUUCAGCGCUGGCUGCUGCAGGCCGAGGUGCAGGUGCAGGAGCGCACACUGGAGCCGACACAGAUGAAGGAGCUGCUGCAGCGCAUCAAUCACGAAAUCGGUGCCAUCUAUGAACGCUUCACCCUGGUCAAGACCAAUGGCCAGCUGAUCAUUGAGAAUUGUCGCAACAGCGAGGAGAAGACGCUGGUGCAAUCGACCAUUGAUCAGUUGGCGGCACAGCUGGCGCAGGUGCGCGGCUGGCUGGAUGAGAAGAAGCAGGCCGUCGGCGACAGUCUGGAUGCCUGGACGCGUUUCAUGAAUCUGUACCAGAUUGUCAUGUCCUGGGUGGCUGAUAAGCGUACCUUCAUUGAUCAAACGAUCGAGCUGCGCACACUGCCCGAGGCGCGAUCCAAGCUGAAUGACUAUGUGACGGCUGUGAAGAGUAUUAAACCGAUUGUGAAGCAUUUGAGCGAAAUGGACAAGGAACUGGAGCACAUUGGUCAAGUGACAACCGUGGGCGAUCUCAAGGACAAACUGCAGCAGGCCGAGGAUGCGAAGAUAGCCGUGGAAGCAGUGCUGCUGGAGAGGAACUCGCUGCUGCAGGAGGCCUGCGAAGAGUGGGAUCAAUGUGAGCGCAAGAUCAAGGACAUACGUGCCUGGCACGAGAAGACCAAACAGACCUUGGACUCAUCGCCACAGCAAAAGAAGCCGCUGCGCGAUCAGCUGGGCUACUGUGAAAAGACUCUGGCCGACAUAAAUGUGCAAAAAACUAAACUGAGAUUGUCUAUUGAAAAACUGGAGGUACACUUCCGCAAUGGCAUGGGCGGUGAUCCACGCCUUAGCGAAAAUGUUGACGAUUUGGUGCGCGUGCUCGACGGUCUCGGUGAACUGGUGAAGACCAAGUCACAGAGUCUCGAGCAGACGCUGGCCCAAAUCGAUGUCUAUCAACAGCAAAUGCAAACGCUCCGGCAGCGUAUUAUACAGGAGGAGCAGCAGCUGCGUCUGGUCAUGGCGCCCACGUACUUGCCGCACGAUCGUGAGCGCGCAUUAGCCGAGCAACAGGCAAUGCGAGAAUCAAUCGAUGGCAUGCAGCAAAGCUACGACGCAACCGCCGCCCAAUCCUAUGCUCUGGAUCCACAUUCAGUGGUAACCACUUCAUCGACUGUCUCGUUGCUUAUGAAGCCAACGGCAGUAGGUCUAACCUAUGCUGAAGUGUUAUUAGGACAUGCGAGUCCGGUAAGCGGUAAUGAAACGGCGACGAUCCCCCGACAAGAAAUUCAAGAAACUCCCGACACGACCACGACCCAGACAACAAUAACGACAAGUAGCCAACACCAUCAUGAACAACAACAACAACCACAGCAACAGCCACAGGCACAAACGAACCUAAACCAGCGCGAUACAAUCACAACAACGACAACAACAACAAGAACCACAUUGACAACAAACGUACGCACGCAGGAGGUUGAGGAAACGAAUUCGGAACCAUUAACCACUGUGCUCUAUCAGCGCAAACACCGUGUUACACCACCCAGCAGCAGUACUCCUAACGCCGACUAUGAAGAGACAACCAUCAGCAAUUCCCGAGUGGAAGCGUCUAGCAGCUCAUCCACAUUAGAUCAACAAGUUCCUAGCAGUAGCAGCAAUCCCAACAGUCAGUUUAUCGAAAUGGAGCGCAGUCAGCAGCGUUCGAAUGCGGGUAAGAAAUUGCAGCCAUCGCGUCCCGAACGUCGUGCACGUUCACCCCGACGCAGACGCGAACCACAAAGCACAGUGCAGGUGGAUAGCACCCAACACCAACAGCAACAGCAACAUCAGCAACAGCAGCAGCAAUACCAACAUCUCUAUCUGCCGCAAGAAGAUCGCGCGCGUUCGCGUAGCCCCAUGUGGGUGCCGGGUUCGACAUCGUAUGCCGAAGUUUUGCGUGGCAUGGAGCUGGAACGUCUAAAGGCCGAAGAGUUGGCUAGGCAAGCGGCCCAGCCGCAUACAGAUCUAACCAUACAGGAUGUGGUAGAUGCCAGUGGGGCAGCGGCAAAUAUUUAUGUGCCACAUACCAAGCCGGAACAGCAUCAGCAGUUCAUGGGCGAGACUAGUGCCGACUUGGGCUAUGGUCAACCGCAGCUAGAGCAGAAGCAUUCGCAGUUACCCGGCUAUGAAGUGCCCAUGAGUGCGGAGGAGAUUACCGCCACCUAUUUGCAACCGGAUCCACAACUCUAUCAGACCAUGUAUGAGAAUGUGGCCGACAGCGGCCAGUGGGGCUAUGUGGCGGGCUCAAACGGGGAGCAGCAGGCAGUGCCACAAAACUAUUACGAUCAAAUCAUGCAGAUGCAAUAUCCCAUACAAUACCAGCCUGUGGCUGUGCAGCCGACGACAACGCAGUACCAGCUGCUGACGGGCUAUUAUCAGCCUGUCGCGCAGGCUGAGACUUAUCCGACGGUAUAUACUACGGAAUCCUCACAAAUCUAUUAUGCCCAACAGCCGCAGGAGUACGCACAGGAGUAUAGCCAACAGCCCCAGCAGCAGCUAACGGAUGUUAAUACGGAGGUACCCGUCUAUCAGUCGGAGAUUGUAAAUCAAACUUAUCUGCUUGAGCCAUACCGAGCGGAGGCAAUUCCAACAACGACGUCUACAACAGGCAAUAGCGUGCUCGACCGUGUGGUGACAACGCUCGCAUCGAUGGUGCAACAGAGUGCCGAGCCUCUAACAACGAGCACACAGCAAAUACAGGCAACAGUUGUAUUGCCGCAAACAGCUCAUGAACAGGUGCCAGCGCCACAGCAGGUAUUUAUUGAGGAACAUGUGCAAAUGCUGCGACCAGUGGAGCCGCAAGAGUUUGAAAUGAAUGAACCACGUCCCGACAUUACUUUUGGUCAGUUUGAUGUCGAUGCUAUUGAGACCAUACCCAUUGAGGUGCCUCAGCCACAAACUCAGCAGCAACCACAACCACAACCACAACCACAACCGCAACCACAACCACAGCAAAACGUAAUUACGACAUUUGUGGAGGAGACAAUUAGCUCACAACCGAUACAGCCAACUGUGAUAGCACAAAGGAAGGACACAGAUACAGUUGUCGUUCGUCCCCAAGUGCAGCAGCCCAACAAGAAUGUCUAUCAGCAACAAGAUCCCAGUGCUGGCAGCACCUAUGCCGAAGUGCUAUUUGGCCAACAGCAUAGAUCAGCACAUCCAGUUUUCCAGCCAUCCAGUCAACAGCAACAUAUUCCAGUACGUGUCGCGGCAGCCAUGUCGCAAAUCCGCAAUGCUGAGCAUGCAACAACAACAACGACAACAACAACUACAAAGCAUACGACGUUAAGCACUACUACGUCCAAGGGCCAGCAAGGCAGGUGGACAGAAAAGUCCGAUGACACCAUUGAAGCAAGGAUACCGAGGCCUAAACGGCAGCGACAUGAACAGCAGCCGGAACCAUUGCCCAUCAAAGUGAGCAAUAGGAAAGAGCCAAAAGCUAGCAGAAAGCAUAAGUCUCCAGAGACAAAUGGCGCCUCGAUCGGCCAUGUUGAGAGUGCACCAAAGGUAGUCCUAGUCGAAGAGAUGCACAAGCCUGAGCCGAAACCAAGGAAGUCUAAGAAGAGCAAACAUCUUUCAGAGGAGUUCUCGGACAAAAAGAAUGUUGAGCCACUGCAGGAGGAAAAACAACCAGUGGAAACGACAAUCACCAGCAAGAAGACGGCUAAGCCGGUUAGUGAAAUUGUCAAGCAGAUGAGAGAUAGCAGCUACGAAGAAACUAUUGUAGAGCAAACCAAGAAGGACAAGCAGAAGCCAACGAUUGUUGUUGAAACAACGGAAAUUACUUCAAAAACAGUGGAACCAAUCGUUAAAGUAACAAAACCGGAAACAAUUGCGGCAGUUGAAGUUACGCCCACUGUUAAGGCUCCAUCAAGGAAAGACAAAAAGAAAACCAAAGCUGAAAAGGUAGAAACUGUAACUGUAUCGAAGAAGCAGGUUGAUCCUGUUAAGGAAGUCAUCAAACCACAUGAAGCAGAGCCCACAGCACCCUCGAAAUUAGAUGAGAAGAAAACGAUCACUUCGUCUUCUGCAAAGCAAGUUGAGCCGGUCGAAGAAAUAAUAAAGCCUGCAGAAACUAUUACAGUCGCACCCAUUGCUGAUCCAUCAUCGGUUACUUCUGCUUCAACCAAAAAGGAUAGGAAGAAGACAACAACUAUUGUGGAAACUACAACCACUACGACUGCUGAAAAGCUGAUUAAGCCAGUUGAAGAAAUUACUAAGCCAGCUGAAAUCGAACUUGUUGUGACAACUGUUUCAGAGCCAACUAAAAAGGUUGAACCUGUUGUAGAAACUGCAACUGCUACAGUCAAAAAGGAUAAGAAGGCAGCUAUUAUUGAGACAUCUGAGAAAAUAGUUCAACCUGUUGUUGAAGUCACUAAAUCUGUUGAAACUGUAACCGUGACGCCUGCAGCUGAACAAACUCCAGCUGUUUCUGCUCCGACUAAAAAGGAUAAAAAGAAAGCUUCGGAGAAAAAAAUUGAGCCUGUUCAAGAAAUCCCUAAAUCUGCUGAAGCUGAUCAAACGCCUGCUGUAGAAGAAAUAAUUAAAACAACUGAAACUAUAGCAGUGGUAGAGCCUGCUCCUAAAAAGGAUAAAAAGAAAUCGAAAAUUGUGGAAACAACAACUGUCACGCAGAACAUAGUGGAACCUGUCGUAGCAGUUAGCAAGCAGACGGAAAGCGCACCAAUUGUGGAAAUUACAAAUAUCAAAAUUCAGCCAGUUAUCGAAGCUGUGACAGAA
Messenger RNA from Drosophila hydei, 18285 nucleotides. Its product is annotated as nesprin-1-like. The record is from RefSeq and is a predicted model, not a curated record. NCBI's taxonomy places the organism in Eukaryota, Metazoa, Arthropoda, Insecta, Diptera, Drosophilidae. Gene Ontology annotation, molecular function: actin filament binding. Gene Ontology annotation, biological process: nuclear migration. Gene Ontology annotation, cellular component: nuclear outer membrane; meiotic nuclear membrane microtubule tethering complex; cytoplasm.